AAAGGGAGGCGGCGGCCCCGCCCGGCCCGUGGGCAGCUCCCGGUCCUCUGUGCGCAGGAGAAGCGGCGGCUGCAGGAGGCGAUCCGCGCGGCGCGCCGGGAGCUGGAGGAGGAGAAACUCCGCGUGGAGCGGCUCAAGAGGAAGUCUCUCCGGGAGCGUUGGCUAAUGGACGGGUCGGCUGAGGGGACGGAGCGGCAGGAGGAGUCUGCUUCGAAAGACCCCCAGUCACCUGAGGGCCAGGCUCAGGCCCGAAUCCAGAACUUGGAAGACAGCUUGUUCACACUCCAAUCCCAGCUGCAGCUGUUGCAAGGUGCAUCCACAGGUGCCCAGCACAAGUCCUCAGGCAGGCCCACCUGGCGCAGACAGGGUCACCGACCUCUCUCCCAGCCUACCGUGGAGGCAGGUCCCACAGACCACGCUGAUCUGAACAAGAGAGCCUCCCUACCAGCUGGACCAGUGGACACGUCCCCAGAGUCCCCCUCUGAGCCCAGAGAUGAGGCUGUCAGGGCUCCACCAGCCCUGAGGUUGUUCCCUGGGGCAGCAGGGGCCUCCUCAGAAGCCAAUGGCCCCUGCCCUGGACCCAGCCCCCUUCCAGAGCAGCAGCCCUGUCAGGGGCAGGCAGCAUCCAAGGGGGGCGUGGAUGAGGCCAAAGGGGGUGUGGUGAAGGUGGUAUGGGAGGGGCUGAGGGCCACAGAGGACUGUGCCAUGGGGGCCACGGGCCCAGAGCUGGAGGCUAAGGUAGAGGAGAUGGUGUUGGAGGCAGUUGGGGACAGGCAGGAAGCCAGCUGCCCAGAGCUCCCCUCCUGGGUGACAGAGGACAGGGGCAUCGUGGAGGUGGUCUGGGAGGGGGUGGGAGGACCGGACAGCAGCGACUCAGAGGCCACAGGGGAGGCGGGCAGGGGCCAGAAGGCUGCGCAGACCGGCUCAUCGAGGCUUCAGGUGAGACUGGAGGGAGCAGCUCCUGGAGAAGGUGGCGUUCCCAGGGGCAGCCCUGAUGCUGAUGGGCCAGGGGGCUCUGGAGGAGAGGAGGGGUCUUUCAUUUGGGUGGAGAGGGUGACCCUCAGCGAGGAGUGGGAGGAGCUGGUGGUGGAGGGAUUGGAAGGGCCAAGGGUGUGGGGAAAGGGGGGAGGACCUGAGAGUCCACUGGGGGCAGAGAGGGGGGCAGGGGAGGAAGCCUGGGAGGCAGGGAGAAGCCAAGCAGAGGAACCAGUGGGCGGAGGAAAGGGGAGUGAGGAAAAGGCAGGGACAGCGCAGGAAGGAGCAGACAUGUCUCUGAUGGCGGAGAGGGAAGGAAGCAAGCCAGAGCAGAAAGGAGGUGAGGAAGAGCUAGAGGCAGAGAAGGAAGAUGAGGAACCAUUGGGAGUAGAGCAGAAAGGAGAUGAAGAAAAGCUAGAGGCAACUGAAGAACCAUUAGUGAUGGAAAGAAAGGAAGGCAAGGAAUCACCAAAGGUAGAGAGAACGGGAGGUGAGGCGCCACUGGAGGCCGAGGAAGGAGGUGAGGCGCCAUUGGAGGCUGAGAAAGGAGGAGGUGAGGCACCACUGGGGGCUGAGAAAGGAGGAGGAGAGGAGUCACUGAAGGCAGAGAAGGGAGGAAUUGAGGCACCAGUGAAGGCAGAGAAAAGAGGAGGUGAAGAGCCAUUGGAGGCCAAGAAAAGAGGAGGUGAGGAGUCACUGAAGGCAGAGAGAACAGGAGGUGAGGAGCCAUUGGAGGCCGAGAAAGGAGGAGGUGAGGAACCACUGGAGGCAGAGAAGACCGAAGCAGUCGAGGAAGAUCUGAGUCCAGAAGAGCAGAGAGAGUCCGGGGGAGGACAGGAAUGUCAGGCAGAGGAGGUGAGUGAGGCAGGGGCUCCCUUGGGGGCCAAGGAAGAGUCAAGGCCAGAAGAAGAACCCCAGCCCCAGGAGAAGCAGGAAGGCUCCCUGGAGGAGAGAUCUGUAAGACCCCAAAGCCCUGCUCAGGGCCAGGGCCCCUUGGGGGACGCCACCCCCCUCCUGGCGGAGACCCCCACCCCACAGCAGCCUGCCGAGUGCCAGCCACUUCUUCGGGCGCAAGGGCCCAGGGCCCACCCCAGCGCCCGGCCCGUGCCCACCUAUGCCCCUGCCCGGCAGCCCGAGCCAUCUGCCCCUGCUGAGGGUGAAGAGGCAAGUGGCCCGAAGCAGAAGACGUGCCAGUGCUGUGCGGUCAUGUGAGCCCACGCCCUCCGCCCCGCCCCAGCGCCUCUCACAGCUACCUCGGCCUCUCGGCGUCCAGCGGCGGCUCCCAGGCACCCGGGCGGCGGGGGGGGGCCCCCCCGGGAGCCAGCUGGCCCGCACGUCACCUCCUCCCGGGCUUCCGGGCGCUUCCCACUGCCUGUGACCGUGGUCCCCGUCUACGACAAAGCCUUUAU
Leptonychotes weddellii (Weddell seal) is the source of this 2384-nucleotide messenger RNA. The record is from RefSeq and is a predicted model, not a curated record. NCBI's taxonomy places the organism in Eukaryota, Metazoa, Chordata, Mammalia, Carnivora, Phocidae.